AAAAAGACACAUCUCAUCUUACACUGUCAAAUUCACUAGGAAACCCCAGCAACCAAAGUGUUUCAGGCUUUAUUUUAAAGGCAAGUGAGACCACUUCAAAUCAAACAGUUUAACACUUCCAAGAAACAGCUAAGAGAAGGCAGAGAUGAGCAGACAUCCUUUGGCUGACACGCACACAGUUGCCAUGGACCUAUGUAAGCAUUGGGAGACCACAGCAGCCGACUGGCAUAAGGAAAAGAUGGAGUUACUGAACCAGUUUGACAAUGAAAGAAAAGAAUGGGAGAGUCAGUGGAAGAUCAUGCAGAAGAAGAUUGAAGAGCUUUGCCAGGAAGUAAAGCUGAGGAGGAAAAUGAACAUGAAUGAACAUUCUAAGGUCAUUGAUCUUCGCCAUGAUCCAGAUAAAACGGAGUUUCCUCCGGAUCACCUCAACUCAGGACAAUGUGAAUUCAGAGUGCUGAAUGACCAAGAUGAUCCAGAAAAGGAAAAGAAAACAGACAACGAUUUCCUUGGGGAAGAAAGUCAAGUGUCUCCAGAACAAAAUACACACAGAGAAAUCAAAGUGGGGUUUCAGGAUCCUUUGGCCACAGACAGGAAGGCACUUGAGCCCUGGGCUGGGGAGAAGACUUCUAAGGAGACGAUAGAGUGUUCUGUUGCCCUUAACACAGCUCUUGAAGAACUUGCAAAAGUUAGUGAAGAAUUGUGUACCUUUCAAGAGGAAAUCCGAAAGCGUUCUAACCACAGAAGGAUGAAAUCAGAUCAUGUUCUCCAGGCAAUGCCAAAUACAAUCCAUGUGCCUCAUGAGGACCACUUGAUCAGUAAUGGCCAGGGCAUUCUUCCAACCAAUUUGGAGAAAGAGAAGCAGAAAAAGAAUCUGAGCUGUACCAAUGGACUCCAAAACAAUUCUAUGCACAGCUGUGGAAUGAGUACAACUGGUUUACAAAGAAGUGAAACACCACCAACUCCCCCUCCAAGAAGUACCUCUCGAAAUCUCCCCAGCUCAUAUUCUGAACAAGCUCAGGAAAGAUUGAAGGAAAGUUUAUACCACAUGUGGGAGGCCCAUGAGAGUCAAGACAAAACAAAUAGCAAUCCUCAUUUCCUCUUGAAGCAGGCCUCAUUGUCUCCACAAGAAGGCAAGAGUUUGAAAGAUAGUACCAUGUUUUCCUCUUGGACACCAGAAGUCAAAAUAGAUAGAAAGCCUCCAGGUAACAAAGACAUUCGACUUAAUUUGUGGUCAUGUGACACUGUAUUAGGUACAAAAAAGAGCCCUUCCAGGCCAUCUCAAAAAACUAGUUUUACCUCCAGUGGAACAAAAUUUGAAAAGGUGAUUCCAGAUAACUCUACAAAAUUUCAUCUUGAUCUUCAUGUGAAAACUGACUUUGUUCCCUCAGUGACACAGAGGGACCCAGUUAGAAAUUACAACUGCAAUUUUGACCCAACUCCAAGGAAUGAAAAGCUGGCUGCAAAGAUUGAUGAGUUUAACAGAACUGUUUUUAGAACAGACAGAAGUUGUCAAGCAAUACAGCAAAGUGAAAGCUAUACAAAAUCACCUGACAAUCUCAAUCUCAAUACCUGUGAUAUCUCCACUACUCACAGAGCUGACAUAUCAGAAAGUGACAGAGGGACCAAUGUUCUGAAAGCUAGUGACGAUGUUCCUGUGCCCAUGGAAAAUAUGUUCAGUGAUCCCACAAAUGUAUCCUCAGCAGGCCUGGUCAAACAAAUGCAGACACAUGAGAGUCCUAGUAGCUAUCAGCUUAUGUUCCACGAGCAUGAUUGGCGACCAAGCAGUUUUUCUAGCCGGCCAAAGUCAGCUGACCCCAGAUCAAAUUACGGUGUUGUGGAAAAGCUGCUGAAAACCUAUGAGACAGAGACAAGGUCUGCACUGCAAAACUCAAAAUGUUUCAGGGAUAACUGGACCAAAUGUAGUUCUGAUGUAAGUGGUUGCAUCAUACUGAGUCAGUGUUUAGAAUGCGUCAAAUGGAAAUUUGCUCUAGAUGGGAAUCAGCAAGUGGAUCAAGGAGUAGAUUCAAAUAAGAUUGCAGAGUUGAGACAGCAAGGACUACCAGUGAAACCUUCCAAUGGAAAAGGAUUUUCCCGACCUGCUAGACCAGCAAAUCGCCGGCUCCCAUCCAGAUGGGCAUCCAGAUCACCAUCUGCACCCCCAGCCUUGCGGAGCACUGCCCACAGCUAUAAAGUCUCUCUGCAAACAGAAGCCCAGAUGCUCUAG
This is a messenger RNA of Grammomys surdaster, 2224 nucleotides long. RefSeq names its product KIAA0408 ortholog. Lineage: Eukaryota; Metazoa; Chordata; Mammalia; Rodentia; Muridae. The record is from RefSeq and is a predicted model, not a curated record.